AUGCCGAGAUAUUCAUUGAUUCUCUACCUAGCGGUGCAAGAGACAUCCAUGGGCUGCAUGUUAGGCCAGCUAAAUGAACCCAAUCAAAAAGAGAAGAAGAUUUACAACCUAAGUAAGAACUUCACCAGCUAUGAGAUCAAUUACAUCGCCAUCGAAAGGCAUGUUGUGCCCUACCAUAGGCCUCAUAUGUUGCUAUUUGAGUUCGAUAUUGUGUUUGUAGUGCAAAAGGCCAUCAAGGGCCAAGCCAUAGCCGAUUACCUAGCAAAUCAACCAUUGAAUGAUCCAGAUUUCUCAAAAUCCCUCUUCCUAGAUGAGGAUGUCUUGGUGAUAGAGCUAGAACCCAAUAAUGUAGAACCAUGGCGUUGGAAGCUUUAUUUCUAUAGAGCCACCAAUAGCACUGGAAAUGGAGUGGGAGCAGUUUUAGUAUCCCCGAAAGGCCAACAAAUCCCUGUUUCAAUCAAGCUGAAUUUCGAUUGUACAAACAAUGUUACAGAGUAUGAGGCAUGCAUUGUGGGCUUACAAGUCACCUUGGAGUUUGGCACAUAUGAUCUAAGCUUCUUUGGAAAUUCCCUGUUGAUCAUCUCCCAAAUAUAG
Messenger RNA from Quercus robur (English oak), 594 nucleotides. RefSeq lists its product as uncharacterized. The coding region runs from base 1 to 594 and encodes 197 amino acids. The transcript has 2 exons. The record is from RefSeq and is a predicted model, not a curated record. NCBI's taxonomy places the organism in Eukaryota, Viridiplantae, Streptophyta, Magnoliopsida, Fagales, Fagaceae. Gene Ontology annotation, molecular function: nucleic acid binding; RNA-DNA hybrid ribonuclease activity.